CAGCGAGCGCGGCGCACGGUCCGCGCAGCGUCGACUCUUUGUGGGCGCGGAGUGGCAGUCGCACGCCCCGCCCGCGCUAGCGGGCGCUCCUCCCUCAACGGCGGGAAGCUGGCGGCGGCGGCGGCCGAGCGGAGGACCGGAGGACCCGGCGGGCGGCCUCGCGGGUCAGGACGCAAUGUUUACGCGAGGGCUGAAGAGGAAGUGUGUUGGCCACGAGGAAGACAUGGAGGGAUCCCUGGCCGGCUUGAAGACCGUGUCCUCCUACAGCCUGCAGCGGCAGUCGCUCCUGGACAUGUCCCUGGUGAAGCUGCAGCUCUGCCACAUGCUUGUGGAGCCCAACCUGUGCCGCUCAGUCCUCAUCGCCAACACAGUCCGGCAGAUCCAGGAGGAGAUGACGCAGGAUGGGACGUGGCGUGCAGUGACACCCCAGGCGGCAGGGCGGGCACCCCUCGACCGCUUGGUCUCCACGGAGAUCCUGUGCCGCUCAGCAUGGGAGCAGGAGGGGGCACGUCCUGUCCCUGGCUUGGGAGACGGCCACGUACAGGGCCCGGUUUCUGACCUUUGUCCAGUCACCUCAGCACAGGCGCCAAGGCACCCACAGAGCGGCAUCUGGGAGUUGGAUGGCCCUCGAGAAAACAGAGGCGGCUUUCACAAGUCACUCGAUCAGAUAUUUGAAACGCUGGAGACUAAAAACCCCGGCUGCAUGGAAGAGCUGUUCUCAGACGUGGACAGCCCUUACUACGACCUGGACACAGUACUGACAGGCAUGAUGGGGAGCGCCAGGCCAGGCCCCUGUGAAGGGCUCGAAGGCUUGGCUCCAGCCACCCCAGGCCCCAGCUCCAGCUGCAAGUCCGACCUGGGCGAGCUGGACCAUGUGGUGGAGAUCCUGGUGGAGACCUGAGCCAGAGCCCUGAGCGCUCGGGGCCGUGUCUUGACACGUGGACACGUGAGCACUGGCUCCUGCGGAGGGUGCGCCUGCCACCAGCGGCCCAGCCUUGCUGCCUGUCUGCUGUUCUGAGAAAUCCCAGGACAGCGUAUCAGCAGCAGGGUCUGCAGCCCCAGGCCCGUCCCACUCGCUCUUCCCCCUGUGGAGGGCCAGGCAGAGGCUGUUCUGGAAGGCUUGUCGCCUCUGGGCCAGUCCUGACGUCCCCAUAGCCCUGGUCCCUUGUUCCUCUUUGUGUCCCCCACUGUAGAGGACGGUGAGCCGAAGCUGCGUCACCCUCCUUUAAUUUAGAUGGGUGAAUUUUUUACAAUUCAGUUUGAUAUGUUAUUUUGUCUUAAGAUAUAUUUUUAAACUUUUUAUACUUUAUCUGUUUAGAUUUUUUCAGCUAUUUUCUUAAAAGUAUAUUUUUUCUAUAAACAUCCUUUGCUGCUACAUUAGAACUUUUAUAGCCUAAACAAUUGCAGUUGGUGUUUCAUUGUUUUAAGGUUUAAAUAAGGGAUUUUUUUUUUGCAGUGAGCAUCACUACAGUCCGAGUCAGCAGUGUGAAUGUAUCAUGUUUUACUUGAAAUGUGUGUGCGUGAUACUUCUCCAUUCUGUUCUGUGCCAGUGAGACCUGGGUGAAGAUCAGGAACCGCACACAGCUCCUACACUUUGUUGUCACUAGAAAAUCUGGGAGCCACAUGUUCCUAGACGUAAGUGUAAAUUAUGGAGGAUUUUAUUUAUGUCUAUUUAUAUGUAAAUGCCAUUGAAAGCAAAGGUCAGAUACUUGUUUGCAGAUCUAGGGCACCAGUUGGUCUUCAGGGACCUCAGAGCUCCCUCAUUGGUGCCUUCUGACAGAUGGUGUUCCUGGAGGCUCCCAUCAGGAGCAGCCCAGGCACCUGCCCUGGGGAAGGAAAUAGUGUUGCUGCUGAAUUAGGAGUGCCUGUGCUGCUCUCUGAGAUUGGUGCUGGAGCAAAAGGUUAAGGUUAGAUUGAAGUCUAGAAUGAAAGUAAUCUGAAUCCGUGUCAUUCAUGGCCCCUCGAUCUGGAGGGUCACGGCUCCUGCCGCAGGGAGUGAGCUGCUGGUGCCUGCAACCUUGCGCUCUUGCCCCGCCUCACCCCACGUGUUUCCUGUUUCUCAUGCUUUUUCUAACUUUCUUGCCCUUUAGCCAAUAAGGAUUGUUUUCUUUUGUGCAUAUAGCCAUUCUUAAAUAGCAGUGAUGUACACUUCACUUUAUUAAAAAAUUAUCCAGCAAACAAAA
Molecule: messenger RNA, 2183 nt
Organism: Saimiri boliviensis boliviensis (Bolivian squirrel monkey)
Lineage: Eukaryota; Metazoa; Chordata; Mammalia; Primates; Cebidae
Gene: CDCA4
Product: cell division cycle associated 4
Cellular component (GO): nucleus
Molecular function (GO): transcription regulator activity
Source: RefSeq, a predicted model, not a curated record